CUCCUUCCUUCCUUCAUUCACUCUCUCGCUUCUUUUCUUACAUACCCGCAUUUCUCUCUCUCUCUACCAAACCCUCUUUCUCUCUCUACUGCAACCCAUUUUUUAAGGGAUUUUGGAAUGUGUGUCAACAACAAUGUCAUUAUAUUGACAAGAAAGACUCUUUCGAUUGUAUUAUAUAUGGGGGAUUAGACUGGUUGAGUAUGUGAUAAUUGAAUCCAAUUCUGUGUUGGUGUGCUUUUUUUAGUCAUAUGGAACCAGUGAGAGUUUUUUAUAAGAAUGCUGUAGUUUAUUUCUUUUGUUGUUGUACUGUUUUAUCUUGUUGAAGAAUUCAAAACAUAAUUGGAAGACUUGAAGAAUUGAAUUUUGUUUGAUGGGUAAUAAACUUGGGAGGAAGAGACAAGUGGUAGAUGAAAAAUAUACACGGCCGCAAGGGUUGUAUAAUCAUAAAGAUGUGGAUCAGAAGAAGCUGAGGAAGCUUAUCCUUGAAUCAAAGCUUGCACCUUGCUAUCCUGGAGAUGAAGAAACUGCCUAUGAUCGUGAAGAGUGCCCAAUUUGCUUUCUGUAUUAUCCAAGUCUAAAUCGAUCAAGAUGUUGCACAAAAAGCAUUUGUACAGAGUGUUUUUUGCAGAUGAAAGUUCCAAAUUCAACCCGGCCUACCCAGUGUCCCUUUUGUAAAACGGCAAAUUAUGCUGUGGAGUAUCGUGGUGUAAAAUCAAAAGAAGAGAAAGGAUUGGAACAGAUUGAGGAGCAGCGUGUUAUUGAAGCAAAAAUUAGGAUGCGGAAACAGGAACUUCAGGAUGAAGAGGAAAGAAUGCAUAAAAGACUAGAAAUAAGCUCUGCAAAUGUGAAUGUGGCUGUUGCAGAUGUUGAAUACAGUUCAAAUGCAGUGGCUGAAUCUUCAAUGUCUGUCAUUGAACCUGAUGAAAUAGUCUCUUCUCAAGACUCAUGUGCCACACCAAUGGUUAGACCACCUCCUUCCACUAGGGCCAAUAGAGAUGAUGAAUUUGAUGUUGAUCUUGAGGACAUUAUGGUCAUGGAAGCAAUCUGGCUUUCCAUUCAGGAGAAUGGAAGGCAGAGAAAUGCAUCUUUUACUGAUGUUACUUCUGAUGCUACAUCUGGCCACUACGUAGCUGAGGAUCGCUAUGUUUCGUCUCCCAUGGGUCCGCAGACAGGAUCAUCUUCAUCCCCAUCGGGGGGUCUUGCUUGUGCCAUUGCAGCUCUUGCUGAGCGUCAGCAAAUGGCUGGAGAAUCAUCUGUAAGCUCCAACAAUGAAAAUUCAUCGUCAUUCAACAUGCUACCAGGUUCCAGAAGGUUUUAUAACAGGCUUGGUAGAGAUAUGGUUAGUUAUUCAUCGGCAGAAAACCUGAAUGAGGGGGCACCAGAUGAUGAUGUGGCAAUGACUCAGAGUCAUGGUGAAUGGAGCAUAGAUCAUGGACCACAUGUGACUGAAACAGCAACUAGCUAUGCAACCUCUGUUGAAGUAGAAGAUCGUGGUGAACUGUCUUCUGUGUCACAGUCUAAUGACCUUGAUGGAAACCUUCAAAGUGCCACAGACCCCAUUAUUCCCGAGAGUUAUGAGGAGCAGAUGAUGCUGGCUAUGGCUGUCUCUUUAGCUGAAGCUCGAGCCAUGCCGAGCGGACAGAGUGCUUCAUGGCAAUAGCUUUGGUCUGAGGUAUGGGUUUAACCUUUCUUAAAUUGGCAAGGCUUGCCUUGCCUAUGUAGCCUGCUGGGUCCUGAAUUGGAAGUUUGAGCAAACGUCACACGAUGUGUGCAAUUUUGGUCAAGGAUCAGGUAGCGAUUCUCUUUCUACACGAAUUUAUAUAUAUAGAUGUCAAAGGAAAACUAAUGAUUCAAGUUGGUGAAAGGUUGUUGCUUAAUGCCAUUAUUUUUUCUGUGUUUGAUGCCGUCUCCCUGCUCUCAUUGGUUUUCUGUAAAUAGUUGUCUUUGAUAAAUGUCUUUUCAUUCUUAUAGUAAUAUAUGGUGCAUUUUAGACAUGUACUGAACAAGAUAGGAAAUUAAAUAUCUAUAUCAGUAAAAUUCAUCAAUGUUUUUAGA
Messenger RNA from Cicer arietinum (chickpea), 2055 nucleotides. RefSeq names its product E3 ubiquitin-protein ligase DA2L. Lineage: Eukaryota; Viridiplantae; Streptophyta; Magnoliopsida; Fabales; Fabaceae. Gene Ontology annotation, cellular component: cytoplasm. The record is from RefSeq and is a predicted model, not a curated record.